ACCGUUUCGUGCUCCUCCCUCUCACCGUGUCCGUUAUUCCUCGCCGACCCACUCCACGGAUGGCGGCUGCGACCCCUGCGGAAGCCUCGAGGCUUGACUUAUUUCCCCACGUCUCGAACGCUCUCCUUCUCUUUUGAGCUCCAUAAGGUAAUCGUCUAAGGGAGAUCUCUCCAACCCCUUCGUUCCCAGCGUCAGAACGAGGGUUUUAUUCGCUGCGGCCCCUUUUCCUCCCUCCUCUUUGGUUCGCCCCUUCGCCUCUCUUGUUUCUGGUGGGAGAAAUUGUUUGGAGUGUGGAUCUUUUGGAGGCAAAGGCAAAGAAUUUGAUUCGGUUUGUUAAGGGAUUUGGAGAAAUGUGAGGCUUUCUUUAUGGGGUGCUUGUAUUGGGUAUUGUGGAUCUCGAUCCCCACCACCAAAUAGGUAGGAUCGGAAGAGGCGAGGAGGUGAUCAAGCAGAACAAGGAAGAGACGGAGAGGGACGAGCGAGAUCACGGCAUGGGUGAGUCCAUCCUCACCACCCUGUCCAUGGAGAACCACCACCACCACCCCCCCCAACCCUCCACCCUCCUCUCCAUGGACCCCGCCGGCCCGCCGGCGGUGGCCGUCUCCGCCCACAAUGACUGCGACCACGAGCUCUCCAUCAUCCAGCAGCGCCGGGAGACCGUCCUCUCCGGUGCGCCCGACAUCAAUCUCCCGCUCUUGGUCGACCAGUCCCCUCCGCAGCAGCCUUGGGACCAUGACCCCAUGGACGUAUUGGAAGUCGGCCUCGGCCCCCAGAUCUACGACCAUGAUGCCGUCCUCCACCUCCCCAAGGCAGGCGGGUGCGUCGGUGGCGCCGCAGGGGCCCGUAAAUGCGCCAAGCGAGGGGACAGCAUAUGGGGCGCGUGGUUCUUCUUCAAUUUCUAUUUCAAGCCUGCCCUUGUGGAGAAAUCCAAGAGCAAGAUCAUCCGCGACCCGAAUGGUGUCUCAGGCUUCGACAAGUCCGACCUGCGUCUCGAUGUGUUCCUUGUCCAGCACGACAUGGAGAACAUGUACAUGUGGGUCUUCAAGGAGCGGCCGGAGAACGCCCUGGGAAAGAUGCAGCUGCGGAGCUACAUGAACGGGCACUCACGCCAAGGGGAGCCCCAGUUCCCCUUCAGUGUUGAUAAGGGCUUUAUGCGAUCUCAUCGGAUGCAGAGGAAGCAAUACAGGGGGCUGUCCAACCCACAGUGCGUCCACGGGAUCGAAAUAGUGAGGUCACCGAACCUCUCGGUGGUUGCAGAGGCCGAUCGGAAGAAGUGGAUGGAGCUCACCGGCAGGGAUCUGAGCUUCUUGAUCCCACCAGAGGCCUGUGAUUUUGAGUCAUGGAGGAAUCUUCCGAGCACAGAUUUUGAGCUCGAGAGACCUCCACCACCUCUGAAGAGCGCAUCACAUCCCAAUUCGAGGAAAUUGCUCAAUGGUUCAGGUCUUAAUCUUUCAACACAGCCAUCAAAUCACGCAGGUGGAGAUUGUAUGGAUCUUUCUCCGGUGUACAACAAACGCAGAAAGGAUUUCUUUUCCCAUGGGGCGAACGAGGAUAGUUGUAUGUCCGGCAAUCCUUAUUCAGAUAGACCUCAAGAUAUGGAAGUUCAUCCAGCCGAGCCAUCCUGGGUGAAUGAGUUUACUGGUGUAAUGAGACACGCAUGUGGGCCGGUGACUGCUGCAAAGACAAUAUAUGAGGACGAAGAAGGGUACUUGAUCAUGGUGAGCUUGCCUUUCUCUGAUCAGCAGCGGGUGAAGGUGUCCUGGAAAAACACUCUCACACAUGGAAUAGUAAAGAUAUCAUGUGUCAGUACUGCCCGGAUGCCUUAUGUAAAGCGACACGAUAGAACAUUCAGGCUCACGGAUCCUUCCCCGGAGCAUUGCCCUCCAGGAGAAUUUGUAAGAGAAAUACCACUAGCUACACGAAUUCCUGAAGAUGCAAAGCUGGAAGCUUACUAUGAUGAGUCUGGAACUGUUUUAGAGAUAAUGGUACCUAAACAUAGCGCUGGACCUGAAGAACACGAGGUACGGGUAUGUAGGCGCCCUCCUCAUCUAGGUGCCAAUGAGCUUAUGUUGACAUAAUAGGCAGUAAUUUAGUAUGUAUUGGUUGGUUUCCAUGGUUAAUUUUCCAUUGUUUACUAACUCUGUAUCAUAAAAAGGAAAUUAUGAAAUGAAAGUUUAUCUUUGUCA
This is a messenger RNA of Musa acuminata AAA Group (dessert banana), 2186 nucleotides long. RefSeq lists its product as uncharacterized. The record is from RefSeq and is a predicted model, not a curated record. Lineage: Eukaryota; Viridiplantae; Streptophyta; Magnoliopsida; Zingiberales; Musaceae. The transcript has a single exon. Bases 492 to 2078 code for a protein of 528 amino acids.